CGUACGUACAAAUGCAUGUCUCGCACCAAAAUCUGGGUUCAGUACUACCGCUGUCAUGUCCUUUUCUGCCUCUCACCCAAGUAUCAAUGUAUCAUCCUCCUGCUUGCUUACACUACUAGUCUGUCAGGUACCCUUUUAGCCACUUUAACCAUUAACUUUGGAACAGAAACGCAUGAUUACCUUUAUUUCUGCCUUAUCCACCUCUUCCUCUCAAAGCAACGUAUAAAAAGUUAUAGACCUUACAUCAAUCAAACUGAAUCCCACGUAUGUUCCUAGGUUCUCUCUCUCUCUCUCUCUCUCUCUCUCUCGGUGUCAAAGGGAAACUUGUCCACUUAUCACACUCCCACAUCACUGUCCAAAGAACACAUUUUUCACUUGCUCAUGGACGAACCCAUACGCUCUCUUCGCUUCCUCCUCCUGUUCUUGCUCCUCCCUUCUCUGUCUCUUCAACGGGAAGAUCAACGUCUAAAGCUUAGCACCGUAGAUCUCAAUGCACUAAAAGCCAUCAAAGCUUCCCUCACCGACAUCCCAGGAUCGGCAUUCUUUUCCACCUGGGACUUCGCUUCCACCGAUCCAUGCUCUUCUUUUUCCGGCCUCACCUGCUCUCUCAUUUCUUCUUCUCUCCGCGUCACCGUUCUCUCACUCGGUACCGGCCUCUCUGGCUCGCAUGGACUCGCCGGAUCUCUCUCCAGCUCCCUCUUCCAACUCACCGAACUGACCCAACUCCUCCUCUUUCCCGGCCUCGUCACCGGCCCCAUCCCACUCCAACUCUGCCGCCUCUCUAACCUCCGAGUCAUCUCCUUAACCGAAAACCGCCUGACCGGUCCCGUCCCCUCUUGUUUCUCGGCUUUCUCGAAUUUGCACACCCUCGACCUGAGUUACAACCAGCUCACCGGAUCCAUCCCGCCAGGUCUCACCCGGUUGCCCAGACUCAAGGUCCUCAUAUUGGCGUCCAACUCUCUAUCAGGCGAGUUACCGGACGUGUCGACGCAGCUGCUGCAUCUAGAUUUGAAGUGGAACAGACUCAACGGGCAGCUGCCGUCACUUCCUUCGUCCCUCCGUUACCUGUCUCUAUCGCGUAAUACGAUGUGGGGCCCACUCAACGGCUUGGGAUCGCUCUCCGAGUUAGUGUAUCUGGACCUGAGCAUGAAUCAAUUCGAUGGUCCCAUCCCGGCCCCACUCUUCAGACCCACCCUCUCGUCUUUACUACUGCAACGGAACAAUCUGUCCGGUGGGGUCCUCCUCGCCGGUCCCACGACACCCCUAUCAUACGGUGAGGGUUCCAUCGUGGACCUGAGCCACAACUUCUUGACGGGGGAGUUAUCAGCGGUGUUGAUUGGGGUGGAGAGCUUGUUCCUGAAUAACAACCGUCUGAUCGGGAGGGUGCCGGAGGAGUACGUAAAGAGCGUGUACCGAGGUGGCACCAAGACGUUGUACUUGCAGCACAAUUAUCUAAACGGGUUCAGGCUGGAACCGGGGGCGGCAUUGCCGGAUACGGCGUCGUUGUGCCUGUCGUAUAACUGUAUGGUCCCACCAUCGGCGGGAGUCAAGGCUUGCCCGGCAAGUGCCGGUUCGCAGAUCUCAAGGCCAGAGUGGCAGUGUUCAAUGUUCUAUAAGGGGAGGUCUUAAGGAUUGAUACAUUGAUUAGAAUGCAUUAAUGCACAAGAGUGAAUUCUUUCUUUCCUCUCUAAUGGCAAGUGUAAUCUAAUGAUGAUACAGUUUACGUUUGUUAGUGUCAAUAUUUUCAAGGGGUGGGGGGUGACUCGUGAGAGAGGGAUCGAGAGGUAUACAUAGUAAUUGAGUAAAAGCAAUGUACGUUCUCUAUGAUUUGUGUUUUUGUUUUUGUUUUUUUAAUGUUGUUUUCUUGGUAUAGUGGGGGGAUGAGUAAAUGAGGUGGUCGUGAGGAGUGUGGAGUGUAAUGAGAAGUGCCGAAUGCAUGAAUAGAAUAAUGAGAUGUUUGUCACGCUAA
Messenger RNA from Carya illinoinensis, 1969 nucleotides. Its product is annotated as probable inactive leucine-rich repeat receptor kinase XIAO. The coding region runs from base 382 to 1629 and encodes 415 amino acids. The record is from RefSeq and is a predicted model, not a curated record. NCBI's taxonomy places the organism in Eukaryota, Viridiplantae, Streptophyta, Magnoliopsida, Fagales, Juglandaceae. Gene Ontology annotation, molecular function: protein binding. The transcript has a single exon.